This is a messenger RNA of Fusarium falciforme, 348 nucleotides long. RefSeq lists its product as hypothetical. The record is from RefSeq and is a predicted model, not a curated record. The coding region runs from base 1 to 348 and encodes 115 amino acids. The transcript is spliced from 2 exons. NCBI's taxonomy places the organism in Eukaryota, Fungi, Ascomycota, Sordariomycetes, Hypocreales, Nectriaceae.
AUGUCCUGGCAGAAGGAGAUUCGUCCCACUCGGGAGAAUUCUAGUCUUCCACUCUACGACAACGCGCCCGAGGCGGCAGCAGAGCCCGAACCGCUCAGCCGCCGUGAACAACGACGCCUCCGUCGUCGAACCGCCCGCAACUUUUCCGAGGUUGCCCAGGUCGCUUCCGCCGACGACCUCGAGAAUGAAACCAAGGAUGGUCAAGACGACGCUAAUACCACGGCCGAGAUGAUUGGUGAGUCGAGCAAGGACUCUCCCUCUAAUGCCCCGGCCGCAUCUUCCUCUGACCCUGAGGCUGGCAGUCCCGAGAAUGAAGACUGCGGCGAGGAGGCGGACAAGGUGGAGUAA